This is a messenger RNA of Schistocerca piceifrons (Central American locust), 6249 nucleotides long. RefSeq lists its product as uncharacterized. NCBI's taxonomy places the organism in Eukaryota, Metazoa, Arthropoda, Insecta, Orthoptera, Acrididae. The record is from RefSeq and is a predicted model, not a curated record. Bases 227 to 4963 code for a protein of 1578 amino acids. The transcript has 8 exons.
AGUGUUAUCAAUGGUUUGUUCAAAAUGCGCUGAAGUAUGCAGUAAAAAAUAACUGGUGGCCGUAGGUAGGAAGUUGUAAUUUAUGGUCUGAACUGUUUAAGAUAUAAUAAAAACCUUAUAUGACAUAGAACGAUCGUGAAUUUAUUGGUGCCAGAAGCCGUAAUUUAAUUUGGUGUCAAGUUCUACAACAGUGUCGGGUGAGAAAGAUAUUAUGCAGUGAUCCACAAUGAGCAAUGCUCGUGGUCUCCAGGUAGUGGGUAUCGCACCAGGGCACUUGGGCAAGUCGUCACGAGACGACUUCCCGCUUAUGUCCUUCUUGCGUAAACAGAACUUGUUUGCUGGCUCUGCUGAAAGUGACAAUGCCGAAGAACCGGAACCGCUUCCGGACGCAGCAGAACUCAAACGACAGAAUGACGAACGCCUUGAAAAGAUCCUCCGAGAAGCCCGCAUCCAGCUGCAACAGCAAAGGAGUUGUGCCUGGCAAGACCCGAAGAGUGGGGAAGGCACCACAGGAGGUUCGAAGCUGUCAGGCAGUGGUAAUCUGGUCUUGAGUGGAAAAGACAAUAAAGAUACUAAACUGGUUGAGAAACCUACAGAGGCAGGUGGGAAGACAAACAGUGGUAGCGAAUCGCAACCUGCACAAGUGGAGGAUGGAGAAAAGGCCAAGUCACAAGGCCAGCAGAAGGGUCUGGGAUCGGAUCCAACAGUGAGUCGGCAGAACGCUCUAGAACGCCUACGCAGGAUGGAGUGGCAGCGGAACAAGACAGAGACUGUCAGGACCCAAGUAGAGUUACACGCUUUACCACCGAAGCGAGACUUGGCUGCAGAGGAGGCAGACGCUGCUUCUGAGGAUGCACGUGGCAAGUCCAAGGGCCGUAACCGGCGCCGCUGCCGUCAGCAGCAGCAGCAGCAACAGCAGCAGGUGGGGGACAGGCCACAGCUGGUCGUGGCCUCGCAACCCCCUCCAUUUCCUGGAGUCAGCUCUCGCUCAAGUGAUGUUACUCCUUUCUGGCGAGCUUCCAAGUCCAGUCAGGAAGAUGACAGAACUCCCUUCCCCACGCGUGUCAACGUGUGGUUGCAGCGACCAGGAGUGGAUUUGUUUCCAAAACAGCCAGUAUCAGAUAGUGAGCUGCAGAAGGCUGACGAAUUGGCCAGUGCGACUGAAGAGAAGAUGAUUAAGAUGGCUGUAGAGGCGAGCUUGAAAACUGCAGAAGAGGAAGGGACUAUAUUGCUGCCCCAACCGCCACGUUGUACAAAGUCAACAUACGUACAGCCACCUCCGCUGGAAAAUGAAGACUGGGAGGCUGACAUUGCUGAUGGUGCUGACUCAGAAAGGAACACAGCGGAGAAGUUGUCAAAAAAUGGCACAGAAAAACAGGCAUUCCAGCAGAAAGUGGAAGCCAGUGAUAAAAAUUCAGAGAAAUCUUUUUUAGAAACAAAAAGUAACACUGAAACUGUACCUUCUGCUUCAAAGGAGUGCACAGAUCACAGCUCUGUAUCUAACACGGUUAACUACUCAAGGAGAGUUCCUAGAAAUGAUAACCAUGCCUCAUCAUGGUACCAGUCAUCCACAAAGGAAAGGACUAUCAGAAGUAAAGGGGAUGGAAAGACAAGGAUUUCAUUAUACACGGAAGAAAAAGCAAGUGAAAAAGUAGUGCAGUGGAAAAAGCCCAUUCAGGAAAGUGAGUUGUCAACAGAUUCACACAUGAAGAAUUCUGCUGACAGGUUCCAACCAGAACCUGUGAAUAACAAGAAAACAACUGGAAUAUAUAAUGAAUCUCAGGUUGCUCCAAAGGAGAUUGUGAACAAAGAAAGAUGGAGAUCAGACUGGAAAGACAGAAGAAAUGAUUUUAAUGAAAAAUUAAGCAAUCAAAACAGUGUUACACGAAGAAAACCUGAGGAAGCAAAUGAGAUGUACAUUGCUGAUGGCUCCUCUUCAACAGACCGUCAAACUCCCAAAGAGCAGAGAUCAGAAUCGAAACGUAGGAAUCGUCAGGGUUCCUUACAAUCAUUGGAGAAUGACAGUGUGCAAAAUGCAGAUAAAGACAGUGAAGGUAUUGGCAAUGAUACCAGCACCAGUAAGUACACGAAUGUACGUAGUAUGUACUUCAGGAACAGUACUCCUUCUGUAACAGCAAACAUAAGCAGAGGAAACAGCAGAAACUCGGAAGAAAGCUCUGUAUGUGAUGGUACCGAAGGAAACUUGUUGAAUUCAAGUCAAAAUAGCUUUCAGAGCUCAUUUACCAAUGUUUGCAGUAAGUCUGCUAACAAUACAGACUUUCCAGUAUCUUCGGCAGCACACGAGCAGACUGAUUCAAACGUUCCAGUGAAUGUAACUGAGAGGGCUGCAGUGUGGAAUGCCAAGACGGGGAACAGUUCACAUCAGUGUGAAGAGAAGGUGCAUCAAGAGCGAAACAACUCCAGUGGUCAGCUCCAGCAACAAAGCCAAGUAUUGAAACAAGAGGAAGCAGCAGAAAAGAAAUACAACCGAGAGUGUACAAAUGCCAGAGUACAGGUUUCCUCUCCACCAGGUCUCCCGUGCCGCGAGCAGCAGAGAAACGAACAAGUGUCGAGGGAUCUGGUCUCUGCUGCGAAGCAAACUUCAGAGAGCAAGCCUCCAGAGCAAGAGUCAUCUGUCGACGAGUUCUUUCGGAAGUACGCCCAGCACAACAGUACUUCUGGGCAGGCUGUCAGGUUGCCAGACGGCAGCUUGCCGAUGGGUGCAUUCAGAAUCGGGGGGUCUGCUCCGGGUUUGGGAAUACAACCCAAUUGUGCUCAGGCACCAGUGAUCCAGGGAGCAGCAGGAGUGCCUACUAUACAUCCAACUCAGAUUCGUGUAUGUGGGGUACCGCAGAUGUACCAACCUUGCGGAAUGUUACCCGACAUGGGCACUGCCUUACCAUACAGCACUUACACUUACGUUGAUGGAACAAGUCAGAGGCCAUUGCUAGAGAAUCAUGCUAUGCUGCAGAAUAACAGUGACUGCUGUCCCAGUGCAGCUCCUCAGGCAAGCUCUCGCUUUGGAGGUAACAACAGUGAGAGACCGACAGUUGUACCUGUCACUCUGUCUUCGCAGUCCCCUGAAGGCGCAUACCCUAGCUUUGGGUCAUGCACCUUUGAGGGUGGACAGCAGACAUUUAAUGGCAAUCAUCUGGGUAGUCUUUUGAAAAAUGGAGGAAUGACAGGUUAUGGGAAUAUGGCAGCGGCAGCAGCCUCGUCAUUAAUGCCAGUGGAGGUAAUGAUGCCAGGAAUGGGCACGUCUCAGCCCGCUGGAGUUCCUCCUCCACCUGGAGUAUUUGCAUACCCUGCAGUUACACCUUUGACUGGUGUCUCACCACCUCGCUGUAGCCAAAUACAGCAGGGUUUAGUGCUGCAGCCGAUGCAGGUGCCCCAAGAGAAUAUCGGCGAUAGACAGGUGACACCUCGACAAGAGAAUGCUGCUGCAUCAAGCGUGCAGGAUGCUAGAGGGAGCCAAGUAUAUUCCAGUGCCACACAAGCAAUUCCGCACGUUCCUCAAGCCAGCGGAGUGUCACAGAAUACCCAGAUUGCAUCUGGUAAUGGCCAGACACCUGCUUCUCAGGAAUCUUCACACACAGUUUUGAACCGAAGUACGAAACCCCAGGUGCCUCCGACAAAUACCGGUAACUCGAACCCACCAACUAUGUAUACAUCUGUACAGCCAAAUGACAUGAAUACAUUCCUCACAUUGCACCAGAACGGAAUUGCUGAUUCGCCGGAUGUGACAGCUAUAGGUAUGUCUCAGUGGCCACUCUGCUGUUUCUCUCAAACUGACUUGACACAGUUGCAAGGAAUGCCUCAAAUUAUGAAUGCUGAUGGUACAGUGAGUCAUUUUCCGGAUAUGGCACAGUUUGGAAUGCAACAGUCAUUUAAACAGCCAGGUACCCCACUUGUAGAUCACAUAUGGUAUCCAGGAGUACCGCCUCUGUUGCCAGUGCAUGACGGUGUCAACAUGUGUCGGAACAAUCAGACGAAACAGUUUAGCAGUGUACCAGAUAUGCGUUUGGAUGCACAGGCUGCAAUGGUGCCACAGAUGCGGGGCACACACGCUACUCAGAUGUCUCAGUUUGGUCCAGAAUCUCAACAGCUGAAUGAACAUUCGCAGAUUUACUUCCCAGGUAUUGGCCAUAUAGCUGCACAGACCCAACUGAGUACUCCAUCAGCUAAUACUGUGGGACACAGCUCAGUGCCACCUGGAUUACCACCACAGCCACCAUUUCCUCAAGGGACAGUCCAGCAACAAAUUGGUUUCACACAGCACCCCCCAGGCAUCCUGCACACUGGGAUGUGUCAAAAUGCGAAUAGUCUGGCAACAGCAGGAAAUUCUCAACGAAGUGCUUCAGGACAGCCAGGGACAGCUACAGUUCCCAAGGGCAGGAUUGCGUCUGAAUCUACUAUCGGUGAUGGAUCGAGCUCCGAUUCUAAGAACGUCCAGAAAAUGCCCAGGGCUCAGAGCUCACAAGGUCAGAACUCACAGGAAGGUCGCUACCCAUUUCCUGGAGAUGGAAGCCGGGUGGACAUCUCGUACCUGGCCGAAAAGCUCAGACAGUCAUCCCAGCGUGGUGCAGCUCAAGGGAUGCAGACGACCGCAACACCUCAGGGCACGUUUCAGUCUGUUCCCGCACUACAGGGGUCAACUCCGAAGGCGCAGUUGUACUAUGAGAAAGUUCAAAGCCUCCUGUGCCAGCCACCAGAAGUCGUUAGCCGUCUCCUUCAACAGAUGCACCUUAAUGCGGGUGUCGCUCCUGUCGCAGACCCAUCUGCUGGGCCUGCUGUCGGACCUCAAGGAUACGUAGUCCCGCCUACUGCAGAAGUGUGGCCAGUGGUUCACAGUGCACAGGUGGUUCAAGAGAGGCUCCAUCCCAGCCAGUCACAGGGAGGUUACACCGUGGCGGCGAGGGGACGUGGCAAAGGCCGUGGCCGGUUGCGUGAUGUUGAUGGGUGACUCUGGAACUGUUGUGACAUUCGAGGUGCCUGUGCAAAAAAGAAAUUGUGAGAUAAUUGUCACAGUCGUGUGUUAAUUGGCUACAGUGCCGUAUCGUCUUCGUAUGUCAAUAAUGUAAGUUUCAUGGAUUUCCUGAGAGAAUGUGAGUAUUUGUGGUUCUUCAUUUGCAGCCCGCAGUUAAUAUUCCUGUUAAAUAUUGUGCUAGUUACUGUGUUGUUGCUAAUCAGGAAAUGUUACCUGGUCCGACUAGCUGACAAAGCUGUCCUCACUAACUUCUUUAGAAACACACCAUACUUUCUGCUUUUUUUGUAUUGAAUGCAGUCCUUGGAAGUGUACUGUGUCAAAAACCAUAAAUUGCAAAAAGAAAAAAAAUUGUUUUGCCUGCAAAGAAGACAGGUAUGUAGUGGAAAGCUUAAUAUUGGAUCUCCCUUGCGCCUGCUUUUCUUAUUUCGCCAAACAGAAAUCUGGCAUGAAUCUCAAAAUAUGCAGAAACACAUCUAGUUAAAAUACUUAUCUUAAUUUAAUGUUCUUGCUUUGUCUUGGAAUUACUAUUUUCAACACCACUACUGCAUGACAUCAGGAAGUUGCUGGAAUAGCUGUUGUAAAAGGCAGUUGUUGGAAUACUUCUAUUUCCUAGGGUAAAUGUCUAAUAUGGCAGCUAAAAUCUCGUUCCCAUGUCUGUUGAGCUGUCUACAAGUUCUCAUAUAAAUAUCUUUACAAAUAAGUUUGUAUUUCUGUUGCUUUGCAAGUAAUAAGUUCCUUAGAUCAUGCAUAGUUUUUGGGACCUUUCGUUGAUAGGCUCAGUUUCUUCAGUUCCUUAAAAAAGUAAGACAUGAGGAGAAUUAAUUGUCAACUCGCAGAAUAUCUCACAAAUAAAAUUAUUUGUGUAGCAAAUAUUGUGAGUAUUUGCUUGUUUGACAAAUGGGAGUUACAGUGUGUUUAACUCCAAGCAAAAGACAUGUUCUGUCUCUUCAAGGAAGCAUACAUAGUUUUUUAUGUGGAUGUCUAUUUUUUAAUAUAUCCAGUCAAAAUAUUGCUCAUUAGAGAUUUCAAAUUUAACAAGUGUGUAGUUUACCGGUUGAAGUUUUUGUCCUCUCUUAUCUGUGUCUAUGUUGUACAUCAACACCUUCAGUUAAUUGCCUGCUCAAUUUUACUCAGGCUUUACAGAAGUUGUAACUUAUUCUUGAUGUAAUCAAAACAGAAAUAAUUGUGAUACAUGUCUAUCUAAAGUUUGUGUUGCUGGAAAAAAAAAAAAAGAAAAUGUGUAGUCAUUUGCUGUUAAUAAU